This is a messenger RNA of Dicentrarchus labrax (European seabass), 3928 nucleotides long. It is a transcript of the gene tesk1b, whose product is annotated as testis associated actin remodelling kinase 1b. Gene Ontology annotation, cellular component: cytoplasm; nucleus. Lineage: Eukaryota; Metazoa; Chordata; Actinopteri; Moronidae. Gene Ontology annotation, molecular function: ATP binding; protein serine/threonine kinase activity. Gene Ontology annotation, biological process: protein phosphorylation; actin cytoskeleton organization; positive regulation of stress fiber assembly. The record is from RefSeq and is a predicted model, not a curated record.
AUGCUACCAAACCCACACACACACACACACACACACAGCGAGGCAGGCGCAGAGGAGCGGCGGCAGCAGCAGCGGGGACGUAAAACGAAACCUCUGAAGCCCGUGUGUGCGUGCGUGCGUGCGUGUGAGUGAGUGUGUGUGAAGAUGAUUAAUUAGUAAAAAUAAAGCUCUCGGUAACUGGACGCCGCAGCUGAUCUGAGCUCGGUGCUCAGCAGAGGACACCGGCGCAUGUGGAGGUUAUGUUAUUAAGAGAAGGCCAGUUUUAAUAGGCUGCAGCGUCAGUGAGGCAGCUCUGUGCGCACUGGAAGCCCGGGAUUCAAUUGGUGGAACCAGGAGGGGAGCCCCGGCCUUUUCCACUGCAGGAGGAGCAGCGGAGUUAAGGAAACCGAGGGAGAGAGAGAGAGAGACAGACGCCGCUGCCAAGACAGCAGCAGCCUGCGCAGUUUCGAAAACGGCACAGCCUCCUCUGCUGCACGGCAUGAGGGACUUCACCCAAACUGCGCACCGACUCUACAGGAUGCACCGCUGCAGCUGCGUGCUCUGUUAAAGAGACUCAAGAGACGCAAACCUUGUUCCGGACCUGUGCAGGAAUUUGACAGGAGGAAUUAGGCCUAACCGGUCGCUGACCACAGCUGCGACAUUUCCCCGCUGAGAGUUGAUCAUCCCUCCCCUCCACAGAGAGAGAGAGGGAGAGAGGGAGAGAGAGAGCCCUGCGCUGUGGCCUUGUAGCGGACAUGGGAAAUGUAAACAGUAGUCGGGCUGGAUUUUAAACUACGCACACGUCCCACGUCCUCCUCCCGCCUCCUCCUCCACCUUCUCCUCCCGGGGCGUCCGAGAUGGAGACGGAGAGGGUCAAGCCGGAGCAGGAGGGAGACGCAGAACCGCCCAUGCACAGCGUCCACGGGACCAACCGGAUCAGACCGUCCUCCUACCGGGCCCUGCGCAGCGCCGUGUCCAGCCUGGCCCGCAUAGACGACUUCAGCUGCGAGAAGAUCGGCGCCGGGUUCUUCUCCGAGGUCUUCAAGGUGCAGCAUCGUGUGUCGGGUCAGGUGAUGGCUCUGAAGAUGAACAUCCUGGCCAGUAACAAGGCCAACAUGCUCAGGGAGGUCCAGCUCAUGAACAGACUAUCGCACCCCAACAUACUCAGGUUUAUAGGAGUGUGCGUCCAUGAGGGGCAACUCCACGCCCUCACAGAGUUCAUCAACGGCGGUAACUUGGAGCAGCUGCUGGGCAGCGACGUGUACCUGUCGUGGAGCGUGCGGCUCAGCCUGGCUCUGGACAUCGCUCGGGGACUGCAGUACCUGCACAGCAAGGGCAUCUUCCACAGGGACCUUACCUCCAAGAACUGCCUGGUGCGCUGGGAGGGCUGCGUGUGCUCGGCCGUGGUGGGAGACUUUGGCCUGGCGGAGAAAAUCCCAGAUUACAGUGAGGAAGAGGACCAGGAGCCUCUGGCUGUGGUCGGCUCCCCCUACUGGAUGGCCCCGGAGGUGCUCAGAGGAGAGGUGUAUAAUGAGAAGGUGGAUGUGUUUGCAUACGGGAUCAUCCUGUGUGAGAUUAUUGCGAGGAUACAGGCCGACCCCGACAUCCUGCCGCGCACUGAGGACUUUGGUUUGGAUGUGGAGGCCUUUCAGCAGAUGGUUGGAGACUGUCCUCCUGAGUUCCUGGAACUGGCCAUCGCCUGCUGUAAUAUGAAUGCAAAGGCCCGUCCAUCCUUCUCCCAAAUCGUGGUGGAGCUGGAGAGGAGACAGGCUGAGAGGAAACAGAAGGACGAAUCAUCAGUCAAAGCUGUUUCUCCAGCGAUCGGCUCUCUACGAAGGCGAUCCCUCUGCCUCCCAUCAGAUCCUCGUCUCUCCCGCAGCAAAUCCGACAUGCUCCACCCUCCGGACACGCCCCCCUCUGUUGCCUUGGCAACUCCUGCUCGCAUCAACCCCUUCUCUCGGAGGGAGGACCUCAAGGGCGGCAAGAUCAAGCUGUUCGACACUCCCAGCAAGUCUGUCAUCUCCCUGACCUUCACCCUUCCCCCUCUACCAGACUGCGAUGACCCCUCCACGUCCGAGACAGACAGCUGUGACCAACCCAGGAGGCACAGGCGCUGCCACUCACUGCCGUGUACGCCUCCUCCGCACCUCACAUCAGCGCCGAACACUGUCCUCACGGAGGAGGACUCCGCGUCCGAGGUAGACAUUGUAAACGGUGAAACAAACGAAACGAGUGAAGAAGACAGACUGUUGGCAGAAGAGAAGGAGAUCAGGGAGGGCGGCGAUUCAGGUCUUCCUCUGUCCCUUGAACCCCUGUCGCUGGACCUGCUGGACCAAGAGAAGGAGGAGGAGGAGGAGGAGGGGGGGGAAGGGGAGGAGGAGCCCAUGGACUGCACCAGCUCCCCAGACACACAAGACAGCACUUCAUCUCCUUACUCCAAACUCUCCCCGCCUCCGUCCCAGUCCUCGACUCCCCUCCAAUCCUCCACACCUCCCUUGUCAAACGGCUGGGGGUCUGCAAUCUCUAACGGGCCCCCGUGCCUGCCUCCCCUCUCUCAUUUGGACAACAACAAUGUGGUUGUGAGUCGACCCUUGGGUUGGAGCGCCACCACGAGCCCUCCCACCUCAACCAACAACAACGGCUACCACUCCCCUCUCAGCGACCCUGCCGGUUCAUCCCCGUUUGGCUCCAGCAGCGGACACUCUCUGGACCAGGAGGAGGUGAUCUCUUGUCCCGGCUGCUGCCUCGCCGGCCUUCGCUUCCCCUCAAUGUGUCUCAGAGCUCCACCUCGCAGAAACCCCUACAAGAACUUGAACGGGGACCACGCAGCCUCACGUGGGCUGCUCUGUCCCGGACCCAAGGGCCUGCCGCCCUCUCCCACCCCAACGACCACCACCACCAGCCUGGAGCCGGGACUCGCCUUGCCGGGGGCGCAGACAUAAAAAAACAAAAAACAACCCAGCUUCUCAACACCAAAUACAGGCAGAAAAAAGUAGUGUGUAAACUCUGCACCAAAAGCUCUUCCCUGGAAAUUAAGUGGGUCUUCUUAGAAAUUUGCACAGAUUUUAACUCAGCAAUACCCUGCUUGUUUUCCAGACACACUUUUUGGUGUAGAGCAGGCUCAGAGUGUCCAGAUUGGUUUCGCUAAAACACACUCCGGAUGACUUUCUCCAUGAAACCUGCGGGACGAGGAACUGGUGUCUUUGCUGGCUACUUGUUGCAUGUCGCCCUCUGCUGGGCUGAGGGCGACAUGAACUCGGGACGUCAGCGGUUUGCUUGUGUAGAGCUGACUGAUGAUGGGCCCCGUCCAGAACUGUUCAGCAUGUAAACACUCCAGUUUGGAGCCCCAGUUGGCUAGAUCCUGUAUAUUCGCAGAUGUAAAGAUUCCCUUGACUGAUGAUGAUGAUGAUGAUGAUGAUGAUGAUGAUGAUGAUGAUGUUGAAAUGAGGAAUGUUAAGCUUAGUAUUAUUACUGCUGCAAUGAUUUCUUUGAUGUUUGGUGCUGUUUCUGAAUGAACAGGCAGUUUUGCUUUAAUGUCUUUAAUUAUCAAGAGGUGUAUGGCGCACUGCAGAGCUGUGUGUGUGGGUGCGGGGUGUGUGUGUGUGUGUGUGUGUGUGUGUGUGUGUGUGUGUGUGUGUGUGUGUGUGUGUGGGGUGUGGACGUGUUUGUGUGUGUGUGUGUGUGUGUGUGUGUGUGUGUGUGUGUGGUGUGAAACGUGUGUGUGAGACGAAGGGUAAGAGAGUGUGGGCUGUACACCGUUCUUUCGUUGCUGUAUGAUCUCUAUUGGCCCUUCGGGUUGCCUGGUUUAAGCACUUCAAACUGUAUUACUGUUAAUAAGGAAAAUAUUGAUGUCAUUAUUACUUUUGGGAAUGAACGGUCAAAGACCUGCUUAAGAGAUGUACAGAUUCUUAUUAUUUAAAGAUGGCAUUGAAUAAAAAGAUAGAAUGCA